Phaedon cochleariae (mustard beetle) is the source of this 1816-nucleotide messenger RNA. The record is from the annotation of a GenBank genome assembly. Lineage: Eukaryota; Metazoa; Arthropoda; Insecta; Coleoptera; Chrysomelidae.
AUCGAAGAAAGAAUAUGGGUGUAAAAGUAGUGAUUUUCGUUUUAUCGUUAUGUAUUUUCGAAAGCAUAGAGAAAAAGAAUAAGAUCCAUUCGAGGGUAGCAGAUGAAAAUGGUCCCAUAGUGAAUAUUGAAGAUGGCGCCAUUCUUGGCAGAGUCGAUAAAACUGUGGAUCAAAACAAAACCUAUCUCGCCUUUCAAGGUAUACCCUACGCCAAACCACCAAUAGGCGAUCUGAGGUUCAGGCCACCAGUACCAAAUGACAAAUGGAAUGGUACCUUGAAUGCCACUCGAGAAGGAUCAUCAUGUGUGCAAGGUAUUCUACCUGUCACAGGAUCUGAAGAUUGUCUCUUCAUCAACGUUUAUACCACUAAUCUCACCGGAAGCAGACCAGUGAUGGCAUGGAUACAUGGUGGAGCCUUCCUAUUCGGGAACUCCUCCUACCAAAAAUUCGGUCCAGACUACAUCCUGGACGAAGACAUUGUCCACGUGCAGUUCAACUACCGGCUCGGCGUGUUCGGAUUCCUCAGCACCAUGGACGAGGCCUGUCCAGGCAACAACGGCCUCAAGGACCAGUGCUUGGCCUUGAAGUGGGUCAAAAAGAAUAUCCGCCAUUUUGGAGGCGAUCCGGACAAGGUCACCCUGUAUGGCGAGAGCGCAGGAUCGGCCUCCGUGUCAUACCAACUUCAGUCCGCAUGCGCGAAAGGUCUAUUUCGCGCAGCUAUCAUGGAAAGUGGAUCUUCCUUAUGUUUGUGGGCCCUUACCCGUGAUCCCAGAGCUACAGCUUUCAAAAUUGGUGAAUCAUUGAAGUUAAACACCAGCGAUUCUAAUCUAAUGGUGGAAGGACUAAGAAUGAUCAACGCGACCAUCCUUCAACAAGCUUCCCUCAUUUUAUCAACAGGGGAUUUGGUUGCAGACCCUUUAGCGGGUUUACAGUUCAGCCCUGUCAUCGAACCUCAUCACGAAGGGGCUUUUUUCUACAAUUACAGUGACCUGUUAUUAUCAGAGGGUCAAUUCCAUCGUGUACCAACCAUAAUUGGAAUGAAUUCAAAUGAAGGUGCUGUAGCAGGAGAUAUUCCAGAACUUCUUCGUCUGUACCUGGUCAAUUUCGACCUCAACCCAUCUUUGUUAGCUCCUGCUGAUUUGACCAACAGUUCCUAUAAGAGAGACAUCGCUGCCUUGCUCAUCAAAUAUCAUUAUUUCAACAUACUUCCUCUGAGCUUCCAGACGGAUUCAGUAAUCAAGUUCAUCAGUGACGAUCAGUUCAAUCGACCAAUAAGAAGAAUGGUUAUCGAUAUGAGUAGAUACUCACCAGUUUAUUUUUACAUGUUUUCAUACGAAGGUCUACUAGGAGGUGUUGAAGGUGAACGAAGUCUUAAGGGAGUUGGGCAUACUGAAGAGCUCGGGUACAUUUUCAGAAGUUACGUGAACGGAAGGGUUUCUUCAAGUGACGUCACGAUGAGGAAACGAAUGAUAAGAAUGUGGACGAAUUUCGCUAAAUAUGGGCAACCGACAAUCGAAAGAGAUCCCCUCCUGCAGAAUUUGGAUUGGCCUAGGGCACAACCAAGGAAUCUAGUCUACAUGGAUAUAAACUCGAGAAUGACAAUCAGGAGAAAUCCCUUUGAAAGCGAUAUGAGGUUCUACGACAGGAUCUAUAGAUUGUAUGGCUCUCCGCCAUAUAACACAUAUUAAAUGUAGGGGAGAUGUGGGUUAGACAGCCAACCUAGGGAGUUCUUUCAGUUUUCGACAAGAUGAGCAAUCAUUUGAUGUGUGAAUAUUAUAAUAGAAAAAGUGAAUUUUUUAUGAUAUAUGUUUGUUAG